AUGCCAACAGUGGGGGUGAAACGUGACGAGCUGUUUGCGGCCUUAGGCCAAACUUAUACAGAUGAGGAGUUUGAUGUGCUAUGCUUCGAGUUUGGGAUCGAAUUGGACGACGUGACGAGCGAAAAACAGCUCAAACAGCGCGAGACCAAGGGCCAAUUAAAGGAUCACUCAGCUCACUCGGACGCUGUGCUCUACAAGAUUGACGUGCCCGCGAAUCGUUACGAUCUCCUUUGUGUUGAGGGAAUUGCUCGUGCCCUGCGUAUUUUUCUAGAAAAAGAACGCCCACCUGUGUACAGGCUAGCACCCCGAGCCAAUGGCGCGCUCCACCUUACAGUCAAGGCCGAUACCAAGCUGGUUCGUCCAUACGUCGUGUCAGCCGUGCUACGCGACGUUCAAUUUACGCAGGAACGGUACGAUAGCUUCAUCGAUUUACAAGACAAGCUGCAUCAAAACAUCUGUCGCCGCCGUACGCUCGUAGCUAUUGGUACACACGACUUGGACACUAUUCAAGGGCCCUUUACCUACAAUGCGCUACCCCCUAAAGAGAUCAAAUUUAUACCGUUAAGUCAAGACAGGGAAUUCGACGCUAAAGAACUGCUGGAUUUCUACCGAACCAACCCGGAAGUCAAACACAUCAAGCCAUACACCGAUAUCAUUUAUGACUCACCCGUGUAUCCUGUUAUCAUGGACAAAAACGGCGUGGUCUUAUCAUUACCACCCAUUAUAAAUAGCGAACACUCUAAGAUUUCUCUUGACACGAAAAACGUUUUCUUUGAAAUUACGGCCACGGACAUCACGAAGGCCAAGAUAGUGCUCAACACCAUGAUUGCUAUGUUCUCCGAGUACUGCGCCAAGCCGUUUACUGUUGAGCCGGUACAGAUCAAUUACGAAGAUCAGACAGUAUAUAAGAACGAAUUGACUCCCGAUCUCAACAAUCGCUCGGUUGAAGUACAGAUCAAAAAUAUUCAGUCCAUGCUGUUUGGCAAAAGGGAUCCAAUAGACCUUGACGUUGAUCGAAUCUGUAAGCUGUGCGACAAGAUGCAAUUAGACGCAAAGCCCUCCGGCAAUAAAAACACUAUAAUUGCAGAAGUACCAAUCACGCGUUCGGACAUUCUGCACCCCGUGGAUGUGAUAGAGGACAUAGGUAUUGCCUACGGCUUCAACAACAUCCCGUUGACGGUUCCUCAGACGCAGACUAUUGGAAUGGCUCAGCCUUUGAACAAGCUGAGCGAUCUUCUUCGCGAUGAGAUCAGCCGUGCCGGCUACAUCGAGCUGCUCACUCAUGGUCUAUGCUCUCAUAAAGAAAAUUUUGAAUAUCUUAACCGCGCGGACGAUGGCCACACGGCUGUUGUAUUGUCCAAUCCAGCCACUGUUGAAUUUGAAGUUGUCCGGACAUCAAUGUUGCCAGGUGUUCUGAAAACGAUUCAAAACAACAAGGCCAUGUCGAUCAAAGAAGGCUUAAAGUUGUUUGAAGUUUCGGAUGUUGUUGUGAUUGAUGAUGAUACGGAAACUGGUGCGAAGAAUAUACGUCGUAUUUGUGCUGCGUAUACCGGACCAACCGAUGGAUUCGAAAUUAUCCAUGGUCUGGUAGAUCGCAUUAUGCAGUUGAUGGGCAUUCCGUCCGAAUUAGAGAUGCCUGCCGGCACAAAAGAGUUCUACACUGUCGCGCCCGCGGAAGAACGAACGUAUUUCCCUGGUCGUUGUGCGUAUCUAAUGUUGCAGAAGGAGGAUGCUAAACCUCAGCGGCUCGGUGCCUUUGGAGUACUAAACCCGGUGGUUCUAAAGAAUUUCGACUUGCUUAACCCGACAUCCGUUCUCGAGAUAGAUUUGGAACCUCUGGCGAAUUUGCUCGGCGAAUUAAUAGAAGACACUUUUCUUAGAACUAAGACUUCCAAACUUUAUUUUAUUGCCAUUGUGCUUAUAACUAUGGACGGUAACAAGCUGGAUCGGGAAUUGCUCUCGCUAGCCGAUACCAUCAGCAUAAGCAAUCCCAUCACUUUUGGACAAAAGACUACUUGGCGUACGUCACUAAAGAAUGCAGAGCUUGUAGCAAAGCAAGAAUAUCAUAUUGCGGAGUCAUUGCCACCCAAAUUUGUGCUGACUGAGUCGCAGAAUGCCAAAAAGGCCAAUGCAACGAACCCGAAGAUAAUAAAUGAUGAUGGUAGUAUCAUUGCAAGAAACGUUGACGAUGAUUCGAUUGAAGUGGCUAUAGAGGUUUUGCCAAAACGCGUCCCGCUCGCGAAACGGAGUCACAUGGAUGGGAUCCUCCGUGGUGUUCCUGGUGGCUCCAUGCAGAUAAGUACCACUCAACAGCGCGCAUUUGUGUAUGACAGCGAAAUGAACACCAUGAAUUGCGGCAAAGAUACUAGUCAUCACCGUAAGCGCGACGCAUAUUCUGACUAUGUAGAGGCUCGUGCACGAUUUAGCAAGAUGCACAGCGUCAAGUAA
Plasmopara halstedii is the source of this 2448-nucleotide messenger RNA. Its product is annotated as phenylalanine-trna beta subunit. The record is from RefSeq and is a predicted model, not a curated record. Gene Ontology annotation, cellular component: cytoplasm; phenylalanine-tRNA ligase complex. The transcript has 5 exons. Lineage: Eukaryota; Oomycota; Peronosporomycetes; Peronosporales; Peronosporaceae. The coding region runs from base 1 to 2448 and encodes 815 amino acids. Gene Ontology annotation, biological process: phenylalanyl-tRNA aminoacylation. Gene Ontology annotation, molecular function: ATP binding; RNA binding; phenylalanine-tRNA ligase activity.